Punctularia strigosozonata HHB-11173 SS5 is the source of this 1886-nucleotide messenger RNA. RefSeq lists its product as uncharacterized. Lineage: Eukaryota; Fungi; Basidiomycota; Agaricomycetes; Corticiales; Punctulariaceae. The record is from RefSeq and is a predicted model, not a curated record. The coding region runs from base 1 to 1668 and encodes 555 amino acids. The transcript has 4 exons.
AUGGACACCGCCGCUUCAGGACCCCCUCGAGCUCACGAAACCGACCCUCGCCCGGAAGCGGCACCGGGCCAUCACCCCACCCACCACCCUGUCGCCGACGGAGGCGUCCAGCAUGUCUACGCUAUCUACAGUUACACCGAGAGUACGGUGCGCAAGUGCGAUCGCUGCUCGUAUGAGGGCACGCCGGACACCUUCCCGCUCAAGAAGAACGGCUCUGGCUACCUCAAAGUCUGUUUCGCGUGCAACAACAAGCAGCUCGCGAAGAAGGCCGCCUCUGCCUCCACCUCCACCGCCUCUGCCAGCGCCGUCGCCUCAACCUCUUCCGUGUCGCACCAUGUCAUCGCUACCGCACCGCUGCAGAUCAGCCGCCACAACGGGGACGGCCCCAGCCGCAACUCCGCGAUGGAGCUUGAGCAGUGCCUGCAGACGAUAGCGAGCAACAAGGACUGGCCGUUCAAGUUUGACUCCUUCGUUCGGCUCACGCAGGAGGAGAUGGAGGGCUUGUGGCAGGGCGGCGCGGACGCCUCCGUGCACGCCCGCGCCAAUGCGAUUCGGGAUCGGGUUGCGCUCGCUUCAGGAUAUCACUGGAACCAGAAAAAGUCGCUUCGCGGCAAGGGCUCUUCGCGCACGACGGUGAUCACCUACUACUGUUCGCAGCUCGAAGGCGAGAACACGAAGCACAAGCUCGUUGCGGACGAGGGCCGGCGGCGCGCACGGCGCGAUAAGAUGCCGCGCUACCACUGCGGCGGCUGGCUCCACGUCACGAUCGUCGACGACGACCCGCUCUUCGUCCGCGUCCGGCUCGCGCACGACGAAGCGCACCCGCCGCCCGACCUGGAGGGCCGCAAGCGCGCUCCCGCCCCGAGACGGAGCAGUCAGCUCGUUCACGACGAUCACGACCUUGACCACGCGCAAGAUCCCGGACAGGGGCAAGGGCAGAGGGAGCCCGUCGCACCGGAGAUAGGACCUGACGGGACGGUCGACGCGUCGUACCUGCUCGAGCGCCUUGCCGCGUCCGCCGCAGAAUCACUCGGCGCAGACGCUCCCCAGCCUCAACCUCCGCCGCCCAGCACCGCCACCCCCCUGCAACUACCCGCUAUCCGCCCCAGGCCACCAGCUCCAGCACCUGCCUCCCAACAUCAACAUCAACAAGACGUAUCACCUUACGCCGACGUGGCAUACGCGCUCCCCGAAGGCUUCGGCCCCCCUAGUCCUCCCUUCAGCCCCAGCUCACUGGGCGCGGACACGGCUCCGUUCUUCCAGCCACAGGCGCAGGUGCCGGGCACGUCCCAGCCGCAUCAACACCAACAUCAGCAACAGCAGCAUGCGUACACGGGCGCGAACGGGACGGCCCCGGGUCCAGGCCCGAUGCAAGAAUACAUUGACCCCGCGCUCCGCAACGCACCCAUACCACCGCACUCCGUCAUCUACCCGCCCGCGGUCGUCGAAUCCGCCCGACGCGCGUUCGGUGCCAUCCUCGACGCCAUCGCCGACCCGCGCGGGCUCGACGCCGAGCUCGCGCACAAGCUGCACCCCAUCCUCGGCGCGUCGGUCGAGCUGGCCGGCGCCCUGCUCGCCCAGGGCCGGGGCCAGCAGCGCGAUCCUGGGUCAAGCGGAAGUAGUGGCGAGGGGCAGGCCCGCGCUGCGAAGCGGGCGCGGCUCCGAUGAUCAUGAUGACAGACAUUCUUGUGCUCGUUCGUUCGAUUUCAUGGGGUCUCCUUCUCUGUAUGACGAAAGAAGUCGUGGAAGACCCCUCCGUUCUUAUGUACACUUAUAAUGGACUGCUACUCAUGGACUGCUUUCUGUAUCGUGCUCCGCGCACAAGUGCUUGUUAGCGAAGCCUGUACUUACUUAUCAUUCCCCGUCUUCCGGGCUCGAAUUCGACC